UCUUCCGCUUUCCCUUCCACCGCACCUUCCUCUCUUCCCCCUUCUUUAACCUACACGAUCUCCGUCCUUCCUCGUUCCUCCAACCCCAAAUUCCCACCACCUCUUACUAAAAAUGUCGCCGGAUGUCAGCGGCACCAACGGCGGCGACUUCCUCCUCUCCCCAACGGCGCCUCCGUCCACCUUCAACUUCCUCGAGCUAACCCUAAUAUCCGCCCAAGACCUCUUCCCCUCUUCCCGCUCCCUCCACACCUACGCCGUGACUUGGCUCCACCCCUCCCACCGCCUCCGCACCCGUCUCGACUCCAUCGGCCACACUUCCCCCACCUGGAACGACAAAUUCCUCUUCCGCAUCGACGAUUCCACUCUCUGUUCCGACACAUCCGCCAUCCAAAUCAACAUCUACGCUGCCCGCCCUCGUUUCCUUCCCGGCCCCGAUACUCUCCUCGGCACCACCCGCGCCAUUCUCAGUACCCUUCACCUCUCCCCUUCCACCCGAUUCUUCGCCCUCCAAGUCCGCCGCCCAACUUCCCUCCGUCCGCAGGGUAUCCUCAACAUCGGCAUCGGCAUCGCCGAUCCCUACGUUUGUAGCCUCCCGCUCUACGCCAAUCUCCGCACCUCCGCUUUCGCCUACCACGAUCUAAUGGCAGCCGCCAUGUCCGCCAAGCCGAGGAAGAAGGAUGGGUUAAAGGGAUUCGUCGCCGCUCAGCCACGGCUUCCGCAACCUCAGCCUGAGCCUGCGGCUCUGGAUAGAAACGGGUCGGUGGGCGGGUCGGGGGAGAAGGAGCGAGUUGUUUUGGAAAAGAAGCUGAAGAAGUGGAGAUCGGAGAUUUGGGCCGUGGAGGAUCAGAUGGGAUGGGAGAAAGGGGGGCAAUCGCCGGCGGCAACUGAUGAUGAAGGGGGGUCCAGAAGGGCAAAGCCGAGGAGGCCUAGGGCGAUGUCUUGCUUUAAUCUUGCUGCGCAAUAUGCGGGUGAGAAUGAAGAAGAUGAUAACAGUAGCACGAGUAGCUGGAGCAGCAGUAGCCAGCGGUGAUUGAAUGACUUGGUGGUGAAGAGCCUGCUGUGCAAAGCCUAGGUCCCUCGUUCGAAUCCCUUGGCAAGCAGUGAAAGCCUUAAGUGUUGGCUCGUAUAAAUUGGUAUGGGUUGCAUGCUAGGUCGACCGGGAUUUUCACUGGCCUAAAGACAGUGUUUUCUUGUCACAAAAAAAAGUACCAGUACGAGCAAUCACAUGAUUGUGAUACCAUCGACUAGAUUGGUUCAAAUAUUCUUUAAUAUGACUAGUUUUUUAACACAAUGGCACUCUAGGAAGGAAAAUACAUGACAUUAUUAGGAGAAAUUAUUAUGUGUGGCAGAUGUCAUAAAUGUAUGCAUAAAGUUGAUUGUUAUUUAUUUUAUUGUUUAAAAUAUUUAAAAGUUAUUUUGAUUGUAUGAG
This is a messenger RNA of Dendrobium catenatum, 1429 nucleotides long. RefSeq lists its product as uncharacterized. The coding region runs from base 113 to 1030 and encodes 305 amino acids. The transcript has 2 exons. The record is from RefSeq and is a predicted model, not a curated record. Gene Ontology annotation, biological process: defense response. NCBI's taxonomy places the organism in Eukaryota, Viridiplantae, Streptophyta, Magnoliopsida, Asparagales, Orchidaceae.